AAAUAGCCCUACACACGGAGGUGUAAUUAUUCCCGAUGAUGAAGAAACAAAAACUCAAGCGGUGUCUACCAAGGUCGCACAGCUCCCAAGUGAUGGAGUUUGAAUUCUACCCAGGCCUGAGACCAACGCCUGGGCUUUUAAAAUCGUCAUUCUGCCGUCCUGUGGGCAAACAGUUGUCAUUUCGAUGGUGCUUCAACAUUCCCGUGACUCUGGCAUUAAGAUCACAUACUUAGGAAGCACUAGAAGCAGGACUCUUGCCUAGGCCCAUUUCUUUUUUCCCAUUUCUGUGUUUUUAUUAACUCACACACAACUCCUUGUCUUCUGGAUUGUUGAAGCAUGGCUGCUUCUGAGGAUUCUCUCCCGUCAUGGCCUUGGGAAUAAGAUGCUUUCGCCUACUACAUCCUGCCUUUAGCAGCUACCUGGCUGAUUUGAGCAGACCUGUUUCAGAAGUUCCCAUGAAGACAGUGCGAGGAAGACAACGUGACCAUAUACAGUACUCAGCCCACCCAGCAGUGCCAGUUCGCCAGUUUGCAACCAAGAAGGCCAAAGCCAAAGGGAAAGGACAGCCCCAGGCCAGAGUGAACAUUAACACUGCCUUGGUUGAGGACAUAAUCAGUUUGGAAGAGGUGGAUGAAGACAUGAAAUCUGUGAUGGAAGCACUUAAAGAUAAUUUCAAUAAGACUCUCAACAUAAGGACUGCACCAGGAUCCCUUGAUCAUAUUACUGUGGUAACUGCUGAUGGGAAGCUUGCUCUAAACCAGAUUGGCCAGAUCUCCAUGAAGUCGCCACAGUUGAUUCUGGUGAAUAUGGCCAGCUUCCCAGAGUGUACAGCUGCAGCUAUCAAGGCUAUAAGAGAAAGUGGAAUGAAUCUGAACCCAGAAGUGGAAGGAACACUAAUUCGGGUACCCAUUCCUAAAGUAACCAGGGAACACAGAGAAAUGCUGGUGAAACUGGCCAAACAGAACACCAACAAAGCCAAAGAAAAUUUACGGAAGGUUCGCACUAAUGCAAUGAAUAAACUGAAGAAGUCAAAGGACAAAACCUCAGAGGACACCAUUAGGCUCAUCGAGAAGCAGAUCAGCCAAAUGGCAGACGACACGGUGGCGGAGCUGGACCGGCAUCUGGCAGCAAAGACCAAAGAACUUCUUGGAUGAAAGUCAGCAGUCACAGCCGAGCACCAGUGUCUGCUCAUGCAGUGGGUGGCAAGCGUGUGCGCCCACUGCCCUGACCAUCCAUCAUGCAGUGGGUGGCAAGCGUGUGCGCCCACUGCCCUGACCAUCCAUGGGAGGCUGACACUGCUGCUCCUCCGUCAGCCACUCAGCUUCCUGUUGGGAUGCUCAGACGUAUGGAAUCUCUUCCUCGUUUCCUUGCUCUGCUCAGAAUCUCCUGGUGUGAAGGCCCUCAGAGAAUGUCUCCUGGUGUGAAGGCCCUCAGAGAAUGUCUCCUGGUGUGAAGGCAGAGGACCUUUACUCUGGCAGUGACCAUGACUGUGGUGUCAUGGCAAGACUAGGGCCACCGUCAGGCUUAGCAGCUCCUCUCUUCAACAUAGGAGCCUCCUUUCAAACUGUGAAUCAUCCCCUGCCCUUGUGUUAAACUCAUUUGGAUUAACGUGGACCUUCAGUCCAACUGCUAAUGAUCAAGCCUAAAUAAAUUGGAAAAUAACAACCACAGAGGAAAGAGAGAGAGGUUUGGAUGGAAAGCCCCAGUGCUUGUUUAUAAAGCAACCAAGAGCAAUGCUUUUGCCUCUAGGUUGUCGUCCCACAUGCUGUUCUAUGUGGACCGAGCUUCCGCUCCUAACAACCAGCCCUGUUUACUGUGGUCAGUUGCUCCCUCUGGGCAGUCUCUCUGCCUCCAGAUUAGGCCCCAGUUUUGGCUGGGCUACUCUUAUUUAAACCUCUGUUUUUCUUUUCUGUUAGUCUAUAUCUGGAGAAAAAUUACCAGAGAGAAUGACACAGUAACACUUGAAGUUGUCCAUGUAUUUAUGCUGUGAGAUUGUUAGCUGCUCUCCAAAUGUUUUUCUUCUCUCCGUCACUCCACUCUUGUCUCUGUCAACAUUUAUUUGGUAAUGAGCUACUAUUUCUCCUGAUAGACAGGUCCUUUGUUGUGACUGUCUUUUUCUUCUUCUUUUCAUUGCUGUUUGCCGUGCCAUCGCUUUCGUGUAGAGGUCAGGUCAGACAGCUCCCAGGAGUCAGCUCUCACCUUGUGGGAUGGACCCAGAUCCUCCCUACCAAGCACCUUUGUCUGCUGAGUCAUCUCACUUGCUGCGCUGUGGCUUUCAGUGCCAAGUUAAGUCAGUCAUUUUUCCCUUCCCCUGCAGACAUUCCUUCAUUCAUUUAAUUAUAAUAAAGCUAUAUUUAGGCAUUAUUUGUAAUCACAAAACGAGACAGAUACCUGCACUUACAAAUAUGGAAACUGGCACGGCAGUGUUAGGUACUGAGUCCUCCAGACAGUGGAGUGGGAAAGUGGUGGGACAUUUUAUUUUCCUUUCUUUUUCUGAUAACAAGGUCACUCUACAUAGCCCUAACUGUCCUGGAGCUCACUCUGUAUACCAACUGUGCUGGCCUUGAACUCGGUACUCCUGCCUCAGCUUCUCGAGUGCUUAGUUUAAAGGUGUGGGCCACUGCCCAGCUAGGGGCAUUUCCAUUGUACAAGAUGCAGUUUCUCAAGCCCUGUCAUACAGCCAGCAAGCGGCUAGGCAGAGAGAAAAGUUGUAGGCUUGAUUCCAGAGUCUGUUCUUUCCACCGAACAGAGUGAGAGGCGAAUGACCAUUUCCACCACAUACCGAGCGGUUCUCCAGUGCAGACCAACCAGGUAUCCGGUAUGGAGUCAAUUCUGAGACAUAACUACCUGUGGAGUCUGGGGUUCUGCACUCCGCCCUGAAAAAUGCCCUAUUUUUCUGACAACAAUCGCAAGUCUGGACCACACAAACCUAGUUCCCGGCCCCCCCCUUUGAUCUGGUUAAUCAGCGGAUGAUGCUCAGGGCUUGGGAGGUAGGUUUUCUGGCUUUUUAUAAAGCAUGCUCUGAGGCGUACAGAUGAACACGAUUCAGGGGAUUAGGGGAGGUGGGAUACUGGGAAGCAGGAAUAUGCUCCGAGGCACCCUGGGUGGCCACAUUCCCAGCACUGCCAGAUUGUCCAACCUGAAGAAGCCACUGCCACCUGCUGUCCUGUCAGGACGCAGUGGGCACCAGCUGUUUCUCCCGUGCCCUAUUAUGUGCUAGAACACAGAGGCUGCUGGGCUGUGACUGCUGGCUUUGAGCAGUGCCACUACACUGAACUGAGUGGCCCUCACAGUGCCCCAAGCAGGAAGGUCUGUUCGAGGUCUAGGUGGUGAGAUGUGGCUCAAGGAACCUGCGCUAGCUACUAAAGCUGCUGCUGCUGCUGCCUCUGCCCACACUAGUGGGACCUGCUGGGAAAUAGCCAGUGCGAAUUAGGACUAGGCCAGGGAUGAAAGGAACUAACAUGCCCUCCCACCCCAUUUACUUACCCUCAAAGCCAGAGACAAAUGGGAAGUUAGGCUGCCAGGGGAGAGCUUCUGGAGCCACAAGGUGGAGGCUUUGCCAGGGUUCAGUUCUGCGAGUGACCAGAAUUCUCGCUGCAAAUGUGCUGCUCAAAGAUGCAGGAUUUUUUUUUAAUAAACAGAGGAAAUGAUAAAUUAUGUUGUAACUCCACUCCAAAGGCAUUUGGUUCUUAACAGCCAAAUCCUCUGUAGUCUUUAAAUAAACAAAACUUAUUUGGUGAACAGACGGGGGUGGGGAGGGAUGAAAGAUUUUCAGUACUUGGGUUCCACAUGUCAACAAUUUCUCUCCUGUGUGUAUGUUGGCCAAAGCCAUAUAUCAUGAUAAAUGAAUAAAGGAAAGCCCUGAGCCCAGGGCGGUGAGACAGCUCAGCAAA
Molecule: messenger RNA, 3893 nt
Organism: Rattus norvegicus (Norway rat)
Lineage: Eukaryota; Metazoa; Chordata; Mammalia; Rodentia; Muridae
Source: RefSeq, a predicted model, not a curated record